Entamoeba histolytica HM-1:IMSS is the source of this 1250-nucleotide messenger RNA. RefSeq names its product zinc finger domain containing protein. Bases 54 to 707 code for a protein of 217 amino acids. The transcript has a single exon. Gene Ontology annotation, cellular component: endoplasmic reticulum. Gene Ontology annotation, biological process: ubiquitin-dependent protein catabolic process. The record is from RefSeq and is a predicted model, not a curated record. Gene Ontology annotation, molecular function: ubiquitin-like protein conjugating enzyme binding; ubiquitin protein ligase activity. Lineage: Eukaryota; Evosea; Mastigamoebida; Endamoebidae.
AUCAAAAUAAAUUCAUCACCAUCUUUUAUUUUAAAAAUAAUUGUUUAUAAAGAAUGGAACAACCUCAACACAAUUCACUUAGUAUGAUAGAACAAUUACAAAAUAAGAAUAGCAAUAAUUCUAUUAGUACUAUUGAAGAAAAAGAAGAAACACAAGACAACCAAAAAGAAAUACCGGAAGAAAAAGAAGAAAAAACUGAAGAUGUAGAAAAGUCAACGAAAGAAACGGGGCAAAACCAAUUUGAAUGUUUGAUUUGUCUUGACACAGCACAAAAUGCAGUUGUUACACAAUGUGGACAUAUGUUUUGUUGGGAAUGUUUACGAGAAUGGCUUACUCGACAAGAGACAUGCCCUAUUUGUAAAUCAAAAGUUACAGUUGAUUCAGUUAUUCCAAUAUACAAUUCUACAACCACAAACGACCCACGUGGAGCACCUCGUCCUCAAGGACAUUAUACUCAACCACCACCUGCUCCUCAGCCAAACCCAUUUUUACCAUUUUUUCCUGGUGGAGUUGGUGGGAAUAUAGCAACUUUUGCCAUUGGAUUUGGAUUUCCUGGGAUGUUUAAUGUUAAUGUUUUUGGAGGUAAUGUGCCUCAAGAACAAUUAACGCCAGAACAAAUACAACAAAGAAAAUUCCAAAAAUACCUUAUUUUAGCAUUUGCUCUACUUCCAUUAGUAAUUCGAAUUAUCGCAUUCCUCUUCUGUUAAGAAGAGUCAAAAAUUAAUGGCAUGUUUUAUAUCGUCCAAAUGGCAGUAUUUAGUUACAACGAAGUUUUAAUUCUGGGUUUAUUUUUUUAAAUGAAAUAUAACAGAACCAACCAAACCAAUUUCAUAGUCUGAUGCUUUCAAUGUUUGUAUUGAGAGUUUUUGGUAAGGGGAUAUUAAACAAAGUCAAUUAGUUUAAUUACUGUUAGUGAAUUUUAUAUUGUUGUAGAUAAAUGUUUGGUGAGUGUUUUCUUUUAUGUAAACCAUGCAUCUGAUCAAUUUUUAUUUUCAAAUAGCCAAAUCACUUCAAUUAACAUUGUUUUUUGUUAUAAAUAAAAAUUAGAGUUUAAAUAGCCAACUUACCUUUUAAUUUUAUGGGUUAUUUGUUGAUGAAAAAUAAUAUAAUAAUACUUGAUAUUUAUUACCUUGGAAUAUAUUGUACCUAAUGCUUUAUAACUAACAUUAUACUUUAUUAAUUAUGUAAUGUGCUAUUCCAAUAUAAAAAUUAGUGUUUUUGUUUUUAUUCUCUUCAAUAAAUACACUGUG